Molecule: messenger RNA, 1041 nt
Organism: Entamoeba invadens IP1
Lineage: Eukaryota; Evosea; Mastigamoebida; Endamoebidae
Exons: 1
Coding region: 1-1041 (346 amino acids)
Source: RefSeq, a predicted model, not a curated record
AUGGACUUGAGUGUAUUGCAAUACAUGACAACAAACGAAGGGUUGAAACGCCAAUUGAAUGAGAUUAUUCCUCGAUACGAAGCGAUAGUCAGUGAUAUCAACACUGAUUACAUAGCUGGGUGUAAAGCCGUUUCGAUGUUUGAUGUUGACAAAGAGCCCCUCGACAAGUUGAAAACACGACUUGGUGAAAUCUCUGCGUUAAAACAGCAGAAAUUGAGUUCGAUCACCGCGAUCAGUCAUUUAUUGGAUCGAUUUGGUGCUUUUGAGAAGAUGAAAAACAAUGAAAUUGAGCAGAAGCGGAUAUUAGAUGGAAUAGAAGCAAGAAUCCGACAGAAAUUGGAUGGGGUUGGGCAGCGUUAUCCGCCACCGAUGUAUGCGUAUCAACAAGACAACAAUUACAGUCCAAAUCAAUAUGGUGAUGCGUAUCAACGACAACCAGAUCGCUUCUAUGACAAGAAGCCCCGUAUCGAAGGGGACAAUGACUAUGACGGCCACCGUUCACCCAAACCCUUUUCGGAGCGACCCAUAACAGAGGAAUUGAUUAUCAAUUCGAUGCCAAAGAUAUUGACUCGUGUGAAUCGAGGGAAAGCAGUGUGCAUCUAUGACACAAGUGUAGAUGGGUGGGAUAGAAAUUACAUGUGCGACGUUGUGACCCGAUUCAAAGAUGUGAUGAUCAUAGUGUUUCCUGAAGAAGACCGCCCAUUUGGGUGUUAUUUGGAAGGGAGAGUAUCCCCACAUGGGUGGUAUGGAAAUGAAAAAUGUUUUUUGUGCGCAAUGCAUGGAAACGACUUUUUUUGGGUCCAUGGAGUGAAUCGUCGUAUCACUCGUUGCCUUGAAUUUUUUAGGUUUGGAGAGAAGGACGAGGACGACAUUUUCUUUUUCACACAUUUCAUUUCAAUUGCUGGCAAAAAGACACAAAAAAAGAGUUACAUCGACUCGAAGAUUUUAGACGUCGUGCAACAAAAGACGGGAACUUUUAUUGGAGAGGGUGCGUCACGUAGUUUUGACACUCGAAAAGUCAUUGCUCUCCAUUUCGAGUAG